Molecule: messenger RNA, 1719 nt
Organism: Spea bombifrons (plains spadefoot toad)
Lineage: Eukaryota; Metazoa; Chordata; Amphibia; Anura; Pelobatidae
Gene: TPD52
Product: tumor protein D52
Exons: 7
Coding region: 566-1294 (242 amino acids)
Biological process (GO): B cell differentiation
Cellular component (GO): cytoplasm
Source: RefSeq, a predicted model, not a curated record
ACGCUUAAAGCAGACGACUGACUAAACGCAGUCUCUCCCCAACCAGAAGAGUACAAGCUCCUAGCGUGCGCUGCACAGAUGGUGUGCGCCACUCGGUACUCAUCGUUAAUCUGUCUGUGUCCUAGAAGAUUAACAAGGCCCUGGUUUUGCAUGUGAAAUCAUCUCAUAUUUUUCAAAGUAAGCUAAAACCUGCAGCGUCGGACGCGCGUUGAAGAACAUACCUCAGGAUUGUCGUUUUCUAUACGGUGGUUGCGUUUUCAAUAACCGUAAAGCCACAAUAGCCGAACAGGUUUUUUGUUGGUUUGGAGACGUAAGCCUAGCCCUGUCUAAGGAGGACGAUUGUGUUUAUAGGACAGGGAGGUAAAUUAUUAAACGUCUGGGUGCUUGUGGUCAUGUGAGCUCUGGAGGAUCUUUUCAGCGGAGGGGAGUAUGUAUUGCGGCCUUGUCACACGGACAAACCCCAUUCUGGACUUUCUUUGUUUCGAUAACCGAAAAAGAUGAAAAAGUUGAUUAUUCAAGAAGUAUAGGAAGUAGGGAGAGUGCGAAUUGUGUUGAGGUUUACCAAAUGAUCUGCUGGGACACUCCUUCUGCAAUGGAUUCUAGAGAGUAUGAUCUGCAGGACGACUACAAGUCUCCCUUUAAUUUUGAUUCUGGUGUCAAUAGAAAUUAUCUGUUCUUGUCGCCGCGACUAAACGACACCCCGCCGGAUUCGCCGACUCCGCUGAGUUCAGAUUUGCUAAAGCAGGAAUCAGUCCCUGAGGGAGAGGAUGCGGCUGCGACGGUUCCAGAGGCGUUAUCAGAGGAGGAACAGGAACAUCUCAGGAAAGAGCUUGAAAAGGUAGAGGAGGAGAUUCAAACACUGAGUCAAGUGCUGGCUGCGAAGGAGAGGCAUCUAGCCGACAUCAAACGGAAGCUGGGGAUCACACCACUGGCCGAGCUGAAGCAAAACAUUUCCAAAGGAUUCCAGGACGUGGCCUCCACCACUGUGUACAGGAAGACAUCUGAAACUUUGUCACACGCUGGACAGAAGGCCUCUGCAGCCUUUUCAUCUGUCGGUUCUGUCCUCACAAAGAAGCUUGAAGACGUUAAUAUACGUUCUCUACAGCAUUCCAUUAGCAUGCCGGCAAUGAGAAAUUCUCCUACUUUUAAAUCUUUUGAAGAGAAGGUGGAAACAUUAAAGUCUAAAGUGGGUGGCAACAGACAAUCCACGGGGGAUUUUGGAGAAGUGUUGAACUCCGCUGCCAAUGCCAGUGCCACAGAUCCUUUGACCGAGAAAGAUGAGGAAACCCAGUGAGAUCUCUUCAUCUACAGCAACCAAAACUGCAAGAUUCCACAAGAAACACAAAGCACAUCUACUGCAUGGUCUCCUCUUCCCACCUGACCCAUCCCUUGUCUUCUUCUCUAUCUGCUCCACUAAACCUAAAUGCUAGCUCUUCUGUGCAAUUGAGGGUUUGUACCACACUUCUCUCAUCUUAUCUGCACAGAAAAGGGUUAACCUCUUUAGUACUAGAGGGCCAGGAAUCCCGUGAAUCUUUUGUGAUGAUCUUGGAAACACAGUAAUCCUUUUUUGUGUUGCAGAGACUUUUUAUGCCUAAUUUUCUAUAUGUUGUUUUGUCAUAGCUGCCAACACUUUGUUACACUGGAAACUUUGUAUACUAUGCGGACCUUAAAGAAAGCAAAAAAAAGUGUCAGUAAUAAAUGUGCCGUGUAUAAGAUCUA